AUGGCUGUCACGCAGUUUCGGCUAUUUAAGAUUUGCACUUGCCUGGCAUCCAUUCUUUCCUUCUUCAAGAGGUUGAUAUGCAGGUCAGGACGCGGUAGAAAACUUAGCGGAGAUCAGAUAACAUUGCCAACUGCAGUAGACUACUCAUCUGUUCCCAAACAGAUAAAGGUGGAGGAAUGGAGCUCUUGGGAUGAUGAAGCCCCCACAAGUGUGAAGAUUGAAGGAGGAAAUGGAACUUUAGCUUCACAGAAUUCAGUGGAGCCAGAGGAGCCUGACUACUUCAAGGAUAUGACACCAACCAUCCGGAAAACCCAGAAAAUUGUGAUAAAGAAGAGAGAACCAGCCAAUUACAGCAUCCCAGAUGGUAGCAUGGGCUUCUCCAGCAGACUGGCAGCCACCCAGGAUAUUUCCUUUAUUCAUCAGUCUGCGGAAUUGGGAGACUUGGAGACGUGGCAAGAAAACACCAAUGCUUGGGAGGAAGAAGAUGCUGCUUGGCAGGCUGAAGAGGUUUUAAGGCAGCAGAAACUGGCGGAGAGGGAAAAAAGGAGCGCAGAGCAGCAACGGAAAAAAAUGGAGAAGGAGGCUCAACGGCAGAUGAAGAAAGAUCAGAGCAAAAUCGGUGUGAAAUUAUCGUAA
Molecule: messenger RNA, 636 nt
Organism: Staurois parvus
Lineage: Eukaryota; Metazoa; Chordata; Amphibia; Anura; Ranidae
Source: the annotation of a GenBank genome assembly